AUGUGCUCACAGGAGGACUUCCAGGCACAGAGGAGCCAGCUAGUGGCCUUGCUAGUCGCAGGGUCCCUGGAGGGCUUUGAGAGCAUUCUGGACUGGCUGCUGUCCUGGGACGUACUCUGCUGGGAGGACUAUGAGGGUCUCAGCCUCCCGGGACAGCCUCUCUCUCACUUGGCCCGGCGCCUGCUGGAUACUGUCUGGAACAAGGGUACUUGGGGCUGUCAGAAGCUCACUGAAGCUAUCCAAAGAGCCCAGGUUGACAGCCAGGCCCCUGAGCUCCAUGGCUGCUGGGACUCCCACUCUCUCCAUCCAGCUCGGAAGUUGCAGAGUCACCGACCGGCCAUUAUCAGGAGACUCUACAGACAUGUCGAGGCUGUGUUGGAGCUGGCACGGGAGCAGGGCUUCCUGAGCCAGUAUGAAUGUGAUGAAAUCAGGCUGCCUAUCUUCACGUCAUCCCAGAGGGCAAGGAGGCUGCUUGAUCUUGCCGCAGUGAAGGCAAAUGGACUGGCUGCCUUCCUCCUGCAGCACAUGCAGGAACUACCCGUCUUACUGUCCCUGCCUCCUGCUGCAGCCGGAUGUCAGAAGUUCAUAGCCAAGCUGAGGACCACAGUGUCCGCCCAGUCUUGCUUCCUCAGUACUUACGAUGGGGCGGAGAAUCUUUGCUUGGAGGACAUAUACACAGAGAACCUCCUGGAGCUGAGGACCGAGAUGGGCACAGCUGGGGCCCUGCAGAAAAGCCCUGUCACCCUGAGCCUGGAGGAGCUCUUUGGCACCCACUGCCACCUCAACAGAGAUGCUGACACUGUGCUGGUGGUGGGCGAGGCUGGCAGUGGCAAGAGCACUCUCCUUCAGCGGCUGCAUUUGCUGUGGGCUACGGGGCGGGCCUUCCAGGAAUUUCUCUUCAUCUUCCCAUUCAGCUGCCGGCAGUUGCAGGGAGUGUCCAAAUCACUGUCUCUAAAGAUGCUGCUCUUUGAGCAUUGCUGUUGGCCCGACGCUGGCCAGCAGGAGGUCUUUCAGUUUCUCCUUGACCACCCCGAGUGUGUGCUGCUAACCUUUGAUGGCUUGGAUGAGUUCAAGUUCAGGUUCACAGACCGUGAGCGUCACUGCUCUCCAACCGAACCCACGUCGGUCCAGACUCUGCUUUUCAACCUUCUAGAAGGCAAUCUGCUAAAGAAUGCCUGUAAGGUGCUGACCAGCCGUCCAGACGCCGUGUCUGCACUCCUCAGGAAGUAUGUCCGCAUGGAGUGCCACCUGAAGGGCUUCUCGGAAGAGAGCAUAGAGCUCUUCCUGAGGAAGUGUCACCGUGAGUCUGGGGUGGCGGAUCGCCUCAUCCACCUGCUCCAAGGCACCUCAGCCCUGCUUGGUUUAUGCCACCUCCCUGUCUUCUCAUGGAUGGUAUCCAAGUGCCACAGUGAGCUGUUGCUGCAGGGUGGGGGGGCCCCGAAGACUACCACAGACAUGUACCUUCUAAUCCUUCAGCAUUUUCUGCUGCAUGCCUCCCUGCCAGACUCUGCCUCCCAUGGCCUGGGACCUGAGCUCCUUCGAGGACGGCUCCCCACCCUCCUGCGCCUCGGCUACCUGGCUCUCUGGGGCCUGUCCACGUGCUGCUACCUGUUCUCAGCCCAGCAGCUCCAGGCGGCACAGGUCGAUUCUGAGGACAUUUCUCUCGGUUUCCUGGUGCGGGCCCAGAGUGUCGUGUCCGGGAGUGCGGCACCGCUGGAAUUCCUGCACAUCACUUUCCAGUGCUUUUUUGCUGCAUUGUACCUGGCGCUCAGUGCUGACACAUCGGCAGCCGCCCUCCGACACCUGUUCAAUUGCCAGAGCGGGAUGGCGAGCUCACUAUUGGCAAGGCUGCUGCCCACACAGUGUGUCCAGGGCUCCGGGGCCAAGGAGGGCAGGGAGGUGGCUCUGCUACAGAAGGCUGAGCCGCACAACCUGCAGAUCACAGCAGCCUUCCUGGCAGGACUGUUGUCCCAGGAGCACCGGGGCCUGCUGGCCAUGUGCCAGACCUCUGGGAAGGCCUUGCUGCAGCGCCGCGCCUGUGUCCGCCGGUGUCUGGCCCGUAGCCUCCGCAAACACUUCCACUCCAUCCCACCCGCCGUGCCCGGUGAGGCCAAGAGCAUGCAUGCCAUGCCUUGCUUUGUGUGGCUCAUUAGGAGCCUGUAUGAGAUGCAGGAGGAGCGGCUGGCACGGGAGGCUGUGCGGCGGCUGGACGUCGGGCAUCUUAAGCUGACGUUCUGCAGCGUGGGCCCCACUGAGUGCGCUGCCUUGGCCUUUGUGCUGCGGCACCUGAGGAGGCCCCUGGCCUUGCAGCUGGACCACAACUCGGUGGGCGAUGUCGGCCUGGAGCAGCUGCUGCCUUGCCUCGGCGUCUGCACGGCUUUGUAUCUGCGAGAUAACAAUAUUUCGGACCGCGGAGUCUGCAUGCUUACUGAGCGUGCUCUUCACUGUGAGUGGCUGCAGAAAUUAGCGCUGUUCAACAACAAGCUGACAGACAGCUGUGCACACUCCAUGGCCAAGCUUCUUGCAUGCAAGCAGAACUUCUUGGCAUUGAGGCUGGGAAACAACCACAUUACCAGUGCCGGAGCCCAGGUGCUGGCUGAGGGACUCAAACACAACACCUCCCUGCAGUUCCUGGGGUUCUGGGGCAACAGCGUGGGUGACAACGGGGCCGUGGCCUUGGCGGAAGCUGUGGCCAAUCACCAGAGCUUGAAGUGGCUCAGCCUGGUAGGGAACAAUAUUGGCAGCGUGGGUACACAAGCCCUGGCCCUGAUGCUGGAGAAGAACGUGGCACUGGAAGAACUCUGCCUGGAGGAGAACCAUGUCUGCGAUGAAGGGGCGUGUUCUCUCGCAGAAGGACUGAAGAGAAAUUCCAGUUUGAAAGUCCUGAAGCUGUCCAAUAAUGGCAUCACCUACCGGGGUGCAGAAGCUCUCCUGCAGGCCCUUGCAAGGAAUAGCACAAUCCUGGAAUUAUGGCUCCGAGGAAACACACUCUCUCCAGAGGAAACUGAGACACUUAGCUGCAGGGACUCCAGAAUCUUGCUUUGACCUCUCAGUUUGCCUGUGAAGAGCUGUGGACUUGGACCCUGGGGGCUGAAUGAUGUCUGGCAGCAGUCCCGGGAUGCUCAGGGGGAAAUGAGUUUGCCAGGUUACCUUAUUCUGCCACAGGGAGAUGCUCAUGUCCUCCAGAAUUGACUUUUCCCAAGGGUUUCAUGGUGGUUGGUCAUGGUUGUCAACAGGACUGGAUUAAGAGAAGCAGAAGACGGGUGGAAUGCGUGUCUGUGGGCCAUUUCCGGAGAAGAUCGACAUGUGGGACAUUGAGGGGGUGGGGGGCACACUCUGAAUGUGUGUGGCCCCCAGUGGAGGAAGUUGGAGGAAGAAGGCAGUGUGAGUGCAUUUGCAAGCUCAUUGAGGCAGAGCAUCUAUAGCUGCUGUCAUUGCCCGGGGACAGCUGACUACAGCUUCUUCAGUCUUUCAAUGCGGACCCAAAGCCGGUGACUCUCCAGGGAGAUUCCAGCCUUCAGCCUCGGAUUGGGACUGUUGACGCUUUUCACCUUCUGGGGUGCGGAGGACCACUGUUGGACUACCCAGCCUCCACUGCACUCCAAGCAUGAGAUGACCACAAGGAGCACCCUUCAGCCAGGGUGUGCCUGGCCUCCGGCUGAACCACCAGGGAUCCUGACGGUGGGAGGGGACCUACAGAUGGCAAUUGAGUGUCUGCUGGUGUGAAGACCUAGAUGCCCAUGCAGGAUGCCCUCUCUCCCACCAUCCAGGGCUCAACCUCCAAGGCCCUGGCUGCCAGCGCUGUGCUGCAUCCUGCUCUCCUUUCUAACGCUCAAGACAUUAUUGGAAGGAGACACACGGCAGCCGCUCGUUCCCAAGACAUUCUCUAGAUUUGCAAGAAAAAUAGGACCACGCUCCAGCUGGGAUCACACAUGGACUUUUAUUUCCAGUGAAAUCAAUUACAAUUGAGCCCUUGGAAACAGUUCCUCCUCCAAAUGCAGCUUUUUAAAAUUAAUCUGGGCCAGAAUUUCAAAUAGCCCCACCAGGCCUCCGGUUGGUGCCUGUGAACUGAACUCUGACAACAGACUUCUAAAACCUAGCCACAGAGACAGUCCGUUUGAUUUGUGGCAGACUGCUUUAGGAUACGUAGUUAGGGGUCAGAAGUUUGCAGGGGGCAAAUCUAGAUCCCUCCUUUUAAGCUAUGAUCUUCCUGGAUUUGGCGGAAUGGUGCUUUUGUAUAUUGUAAAAUAGGCAUAUGUUAUUCCUUUUCAACAUUAUUAUGUGUGAAAAUUGCUAUUUGUAAAUU
Molecule: messenger RNA, 4306 nt
Organism: Jaculus jaculus (lesser Egyptian jerboa)
Lineage: Eukaryota; Metazoa; Chordata; Mammalia; Rodentia; Dipodidae
Gene: Nod2
Product: nucleotide binding oligomerization domain containing 2
Exons: 12
Coding region: 1-3045 (1014 amino acids)
Biological process (GO): regulation of apoptotic process
Molecular function (GO): protein binding
Source: RefSeq, a predicted model, not a curated record